CGUGGUCCCAGGAUGAGCAUGGCAGGUGUGUUGCUCCUGGGGCUCGCACUGAGCACUGGGGCUGCUGUGGCCAAGUUAGAAGGAAACCACCCCUGCUUAAGGAGCCAGGUGUUCUUCAGAGACACUUGCUAUGAAUUCAUGCCUCUGGGGCAUACUUUCCACGGUGCCCAGGGCUGGUGUGAAGGGCGCGGAGGCCAUCUGGUCUUCAUUCGUGAUGAAGACACCCAGAAGCUCCUGCAGAAGCACAUUACCCAAGACAGAGACUGGUGGAUUGGACUCACAGGAACCUCAGCACCCAAUGAGACUGUGGGAGGCUCUGGGACCUGGCUGGACACUACAAGUGUGAACUACAGCAACUGGCAGGAAGGGCAGGCCACACCUGCCCCAGGGACCUGCGGCUACAUUAGGAGUGGCCCUUCAUCUCAGUGGGCUGCCUUGGAGGAUUGCUCCCAGGCUUUUGCCUUCAUCUGCGAGUUUGGGGUCGGCCGCAGCCUGGCUUGUGAGGGCCACAAUGCCACCAUGCACUGUGGCUCAGGAGAAGUCAUCCAAGUCCAGGAUGCUUUCUAUGGGCGCCAGACACCCUAUUUUUGCACCCAGGACAUCUGGCCUCCCUCAGACCUGGUGAGGGAAUGUGGCUGGGCCAGCAUCAAGGAUGAGGUGGCAGGUCAGUGUCAGGGGCUGCAGGGUCCCCAGGUAGCAGCAGAUGGGACCUACUUUGGAGACCUGAGCCCCACCAGGGGCAGCUACCUGUGGGUGCAGUACCAGUGUCUGGAAGGCCUGCGGCUGGUGGUGCCCAGCGAGAGCUCCACCUUUGACAAUGUCACCAUCUCCCUGGUGUGGCUCCUUUUUCCUUACACUGGAAACUUGUCCUGCGUGCUCAGCAUGGGCGAUGGCCACACCUUUGACCCCUACUACCCUCCCAGUGUGUCCAGCAACGUGACCCACCAGUUCACCUCUCCUGGGGAGUUCACUGUGUUUGCUGAGUGUACAACCAGUGAGUGGCACGUGACCGCACAGACACAAGUGAUGCUUCGAGACAAGAUGGAGGUGCCCCGUGUCACUGGGUGCGCUGACCUCUCUGGAUCUGGAGCCAGCUUUCUCUGUCAGGCAGUUUUUGGAGAACCUCUGUGGAUUCAGGUGGAUCUGGAUGGAGGUGCUGGGGUGACUUACGCGGUGCUUUCGGGUAAUGUAACUCUGGCUGAGUACACCACCCAGAGGGGCUUGAGAUCUUACAAUCUGACUCUGGACAGAGAAACCCAAGAGCUGCUGGGCCCUGGGAGGCACCACCUGAACAUCCGAGUUGUGGGAAACAGCACUGCCUCCGCUCCACCAGUAAACAUCACUGUCCACUUUGUGGAGCUGCUGUCGGGACUGCAGGCUUCCUGGGCUUCGGACCAUGUGGAGCUUGGGUGUGACCUGUUGAUCAAUGUCUCAGUGGCUUGUGGUACCCUCGAGGAGCUGACCUUUGAGAUGGUGGGCCUCAAUGCAAACUUCUCCCAGAAGGAGGAAAGUGGUGGGCAGUCAUCUGGGACCUACCACGUGACGAUUCCUGUUGAAGGCACCUUUCUGGUCACUGUGCGUGUGCGGAACGCUUUCUCAGACUUGAGCUUGGAUGUGGGGAGCAUCACAGUCACAGCCCCUUCCAGACUCCAAGAGCCAUCUGGAAUGAAGGCUGAAGCAAAGAACGAAGACGAAGGGGACUUGAAGGUGUUCACUGAGUCUGAACUGUAUGUGGAUCCUUUCACUGAAGUCAUUCUGGGCUGGCCAGAUGAUGACCCAGACUUGGGCUUCCACUGGUCCUGCGGACGUUGCUGGGCUCAGUGGAGUGACUGUGUGGGGAGGCAACUGCUCCACACAGACCAAAGGUUGCUGGUGCUCCCUCCCUCAUGUCUGCCACCACUCAACUCUGCUGUCACCCUGUACUUGGCUAUCCUACGGGGCCAGGAACUGGAGAGAGAGACAGAACGGUGCCUCUAUGUAUUUUCUCCCCUGGAUCUUCAGCCUCAAAUCAGCUGUGAGAAGAACUGCCAGCCAGUGAAAGCCGACCAAGACGUUCUGCUCACGGUCACUGUGGAAGAUGAAAGCCCAGUGGCUAUGUUCAGUUGGUACUUAGAUGACACCUCGUCAGACAAGGAUGAGCCACUCCCUGAUGCCUGCAGACUCAGAGGAUUUUGGCCACGCUCACUGACCCUCCUUCACAGCAAUUCCUCCAUGCUGUUACUGAACAGCAGCUUCCUGCAGACUUGGGGACCUGUCGUUCGAAUCCGGGUCACAGCACUGACCAGCCACGCCUACGGGGAGGAUGCCUACGUGAUCAGCAUGCUACCUCUACCAGAGGUGCCCGCCUGUGCAGUCAUCCCGGAGGAGGGCACUGUCCUCACGAGCUUUGCUGUCUUCUGCACCACCACCACAGCCCCAGGCCCCCUGGAGUAUUGCUUCUGUCUGCAGUCAGGUUCCUGCCUCCACUGUGGCCUUGAACCAGCACUCCCUAUAAUGUACUUACCAAUUGGGAAAGAAAAGGAUGACUUUGUCUUGACGGUGGUCAUCUCUGUCACCAAUCAGGCAGGGGACAGCCAGCAAACUCAAGUGGCAGUUAAGGUGGGACAUGGUAACACUGGUGUUGACAAUGAGACAUUCCAGGCUAUUGUGUCAGAGAGAAUCACCACAGCUCUACAAGAUGAGCAUGGCAGUGACCAGCUUCUCCUCUUUGCCAAGGCUGUGUCCUCUGAACUUAACCAGGAGGACCAGAGCCCAGGCUCUGGGCGACUUAGAACAGAUAUCAAGUGGAAGGUCAGAGAGCUUGUGCUGAGAUCACUGUCCACGCUCGCCACUGGCCUGGAGAACAUGCAAAGGGUGCAGGGUUUUGCUGAGGCACUGAGAGAGGUGACUCACCGCAGUGAGGAGCUCACCCCUGUGGCCCAGUGGGAGGCCAUCCAGGUCCUGCAACAUGCCACCGAAGCUCUGUUGACAGCCAGUGCCAAGGUUCAUCCUGAGGACCAGAGACGCCAGGAAGCCACCAGAGCCAUGUUUCAGGCUGUGGGGAGUGUGCUGGAAGUUUCUCUCAGUCGUGGAUCAAAAGAGCCUCUGGAGGCCAACAGCAGCCAGGCUCACAUCGUGACCCAGAUACUGCAGAUUGUAGACCAUUUACAGACUACCCUCCUGCUGGGGACAUUGCCAGGGAGCCUUCCAGGCAUCCUGGUCACCCCCUCCAUCUCUGUGUACACAGACAGAAUACAGCCAUGGAGUUGGCAAGGCUCUUCAGUGCACACCACCAGCGCUGACUCUGUGACCUUCACCCUGCCUGCCACCACCUCCCUCUUCCCUUUGGAGGACAGCCAGGAGCCUAUGGACAUAAGGAUGAUGAGUUUCUCACAGAAUCCCUUCCUUUCCCGAAGCCGGUUCGAAGUCAGUGGAACUGUGGGUGGACUCCGUCUGACCAGCUCCAGUGGUCAUCCCAUCCCAGUGAAGAACCUGUCACAGAACAUCGAGAUCCUGCUGCCCCGGAUUUCAGAACACAGCAAGCCAACGAUGCUGAGCCUGGCCACACCAGAAGCUCUGUGGGUGAAUGUGACUGCAGGGGAGGCAGCUCUGGGGAUACAGCUGCACUGGGGACCUGGAGUUGCACUCACACUCAGCCUGGGUUAUGGCUACCAUCCCAAUGAGACCAGCUAUGAUGCCCAAACACACCUGCCUCCUGUGGCUGCCACAGGUGAGCUACCCACAUGGAUCCUGGGCCCGGAGGACCUGCCCUUUGGAGAAGGAAUCUACUAUUUGAGGGUGGUCCCCAAGGAUGACCUGGAGUCUACCUCUGGCCAGAACCUCACAGUUGGCAUUUCUACCUUCCUGUCACAUUGUGUAUUCUGGGAUGAAAGCCAGGAGACCUGGGACAGCACUGGGUGCCAGGUGGGGCCACGAACCACCACCUCCCAGACACACUGCCUUUGCAACCACCUCACCUUCUUUGGAAGCACAUUCCUGGUGAUGCCCAAUGCCAUGGAUGUCCAGCAGACUGCAGAGCUCUUCGCCACCUUCGAGGACAACCCUGUGGUGGUUACCACAGUGGGCUGCCUCUGCAUGGUCUACGUGCUGGUGUUGAUCUGGGCCAGGAGAAAGGACAUACAGGAUCAGGGCAAGGUAAAAGUCAUAGUGCUGGAGGACAAUGAGCCCUUUGCCCAGUAUCACUACCUGGUGACAGUCUACACAGGACACCGACGAGGGGCAGCCACAUCUUCAAAUGUGACUCUCACUUUAUAUGGCUCUGAUAGAGAGAGUGAACCGCACCACCUGUCAGAUCCUGAUGCUGCAGUUUUUGAGCGAGGAGGGGUGGAUGUCUUCCUGCUUUCCACUCUGUUUCCCCUGGGAGAGCUGCAGAGCCUCAGGCUGUGGCAUGACAACUCUGGGGAUCGGCCAUCAUGGUAUGUGAGCCGGGUGCUGGUCUAUGACCCCGUGGCGGACCGGAAAUGGUAUUUCCUAUGCAACUCGUGGCUGUCCAUCGAUGUUGGAGACUGUGUCCUGGACAAGGUGUUUCCCGUGGCCACAGAGCAGGACAGGAAGCAGUUUAG
This is a messenger RNA of Cricetulus griseus (Chinese hamster), 4562 nucleotides long. The record is from RefSeq and is a predicted model, not a curated record. NCBI's taxonomy places the organism in Eukaryota, Metazoa, Chordata, Mammalia, Rodentia, Cricetidae.